AUGGCGGCGCCGCCUCUACCAGCCGGCUGGCAGUGGCACAUUGAUGCGACCACGCAGAAGAUCAUGUUCAUGCACACAGCAACGGGACGAACGCAAAAUCACUUUCCCAGUCUCGGCGACGAAGCGGCGUUUAGCAUGGCACCUUCGGCAGUGUUCCAUACAACCACGAAUGCCCACACGACAGCUCCCUCAACAGCGGGACCGUUUCCAACUGCAGGGUCUCCGGCAUCCGACUUGGUGACAGACGUCGCUGCCGGUGUAAGCUCCAUGUCUUUCAGUCAGGAGAGUGUCCCAUACGGAGCUGUGUUUACACGAAAGCCCACAAAGCGAAAGCCUGUAUCGGGCUCUUCACCUGCCUCGCCCAUGUCCAACAACGCGUCGCCGUAUACGGCAUACUCACCUCCGCCACCUGCGCCUGCUACCAACGCAACAGCGCCCGCUUCGGACCCUUCUUCACCAUAUGUUCCAUACUCACCGCACGCGACGACAAGCAGCUUACCGUCAGCCUCCGCGAAUGCAUCUAGUAUGCAGAGCGAUUGGCAGCCGGUAGCACAGCCCUACGCCGCAGCACCGCAAAGUUCGCAGGGUCAGCUACUGAACCCACCGAGCGCCCUCGCGCCAACAGCUGUACAGCAGUCCAUCCCGCCAUUGACCGGCCAUUCGCAAGUGACACCACCACCAGCUCCGCAGGCUCCGGUACAGCAGACCCAGCAUGCUAACAUUCUAAAUGCUACGUCAACAACGUCGCCAGAACUCAGGACAAUGCCUGGAGCUUGGCAUAAUCAGGAGCCUACGCCGCAGUCUCAGGCCAACGAAGCACCGGCUCCGCAGCCUCCACAAACGUACCCACCCCAGCCCGUGGCCGGUUUGCCAGUCCAGCUGUAUGCACCAUCCCCGGCAAGCCAGCAUAUCGAAGAGGCCGCCCCUCCGCUACCGCCUCGUCCCACACAGACAACUCCAAACCUACAGCCACCACCACCGAACCAUCCGCCCGGCUUUCAGGCGAUUUGGAACGAACAGUACCGGGCCUGGUUCUACGUGAACACGUCGACCGGUCAGUCUACGUGGACAAAGCCCACUGAGCCAGCAUAUGGUUCGGCAGACUCUCUAGGGCGGUACAAUACGCAACCCCAGCCGGCAAUUGUAAGUUCUUACCAAGCAGUAACCGCCUCCACUCCGCCAGUCGCAAACAUCUUCCCUCCACCGCCUCCAUUGACUGCGAACCGAUACUCGCAGGCCGUGCCACCUCAAAGCCCUGGCCCACCGGCCUCCUCACCGCCAAGCGCAGCUUCUCCGACGUUCCCGCCUCCACCACAGCAGUAUACUCCGAUACCUGGUGGGCGACAUGCAUCAGUACCACUGAAUGCUUCUCAUACUGGCGAUGCUAGUCACCAACAGCAUCGCCCGUCAAUGCCGGCGCUUCAUGAAGUACAGACUCUACCGGGCUUUGUACUAGGUCAGCAAACUGAGCGUCCGGCGAUGCACCACGUAACAAGUGCUCCUCAAGUGCUUCAAUCGACGAAUGAGCAUCACGUUACGGCACCCGGCCCACAGAUGCCUGCAAUCAAGGAGACGCGGAUGAAGAAGAUGAUGAACAAUACCAAGAAAUGGGUGAAUGACCACCCUAAACUAGCCAUCACGGGUGCUGUUGUGGGCGAACUGGCCGGUCUUGUUGUUGGAAUUGAUCCGCUCAAGGAUGCACAGGCAAUACAUAACAUGACGAAGAAGACACAAGCCGCCAAGCUUAAGGUUCAGGCGCAGCAAAAUGUACAAGCAUUGCCGAAUGUACAGACGCAGGCGCAGAUGCAAAUGAACCAGCAACUCCAGAGUAUUCAGCAAGCGCAGUUCAUGCAGCAACCCCAUCAGCAGCCGCACCAACAUGAGCCGAUCAUUCAGGCUCACUUUGCUCAGCAGAACCAGCAGUCACAGUAUUCUCCUCAGCCCAGUGUUGGACAGCAACCUAUGCAACAGCAACAGCCGAUGCAGCAAUCUCACUCCGUACAAUCGGUCGGAGGCACUCUGCACGCCAUUCCGCCCAUCCAAUACGCACAGCAGCCAGUGCAGCAGGCUCAAUUCGCGCCAGCUCCUGGAGCUAGUCAGCAGCCUCACCAGCAAUACUAUCCCGGCCAGCAACCUCCUGUCCCACAAGCACAAUUUGCGCAGAACGUUGGAGGUGCUCAGCAGCCUGCCCAGCAAUCUCCUUAUGGUCAGCAAAGCCCAGGACAGCAAGGCCCUACGCAGCAUGCACAUUCUGAUCAACCAUUCAAAAACGCUCAACAAUCUCCGUACAGCCACCCCGCUCAGACAAUGCCUCAAAGCCAACAUACGCAACAGCUACUGCCUGACCAGCAAGCUCAGAUCUCACCACAGUGGCAGUAUUCGCAGCCGCCCAGUCAUCCACUUCACUUCGGACAGCAGCCCACAGAACACCAGACUCCGACCCAACACGCUCAGUUUGGACAACCUAUUGAGGACACACAGCAGCCUCCAUAUAAUCCAUCAAGCGAGCCCAUGCAACAUCUCUACGGCACUCAACAAGCUGAAUAUGCGCCACCCAGUGAGCCUCCGGUGUACCAGCAGGCGCAGUACGUACACGACCAGCGCGGCACUCAUGAGCCCCAACAAGCGACCGCCGCCUACGCUUCUGACAGCCAGCGAGGUCUUAGUCUACCGCAUGCGCAUGGAUCUGGAUUUAACCCGCUGCAAGCGUUCAGCGCGCUUGGAGGCGCCGCAAGCCUUGCGAACAAUGUGGACGGCCUGUGGCAAAGACACGAGCAGAGUACUCAAUCAGGCAAUGACAAUGGUGGUGAUCCACUUUCUGUCAUCAACAACAACAACAACACUGACACUGGCGGCUAUGUGGACAAUACUGUCACCACCAAUCCGAGCACGAACACAGACACAAGUCAAUUGAAUGAUGGAGUUGUCGCUGAUCAGGAUCAACUCCUUAUGCAGUCGCUGUCUGAGGAGCAGGAGGCCGACUACAUGACGGCUCAGGCGGAGAUGGCGAACAGCUUUAUGCCCGUAGACAUCCAGUGA
Messenger RNA from Baudoinia panamericana UAMH 10762, 3039 nucleotides. RefSeq lists its product as uncharacterized. The record is from RefSeq and is a predicted model, not a curated record. Gene Ontology annotation, molecular function: protein binding. NCBI's taxonomy places the organism in Eukaryota, Fungi, Ascomycota, Dothideomycetes, Mycosphaerellales, Teratosphaeriaceae. The coding region runs from base 1 to 3039 and encodes 1012 amino acids. The transcript has a single exon.